AUGGUUUUUGAUGAAAAUCCAAAACGUAAUAUUGAUCAUACAGAAGAAUUAGAAACAUUAAAAACAACAAUUAAUGAAAAUGAUGAAAUUAUUCAUCAACUUGAAUUACAAUUACAAAAAUUAGAAGAUAGUAUUAAAAAAUAUGAACGAUUUUCAGAUGAAACAAAAACAGAAAUUGAAAAUUUAAAUAAAGAUAUGACCAAUACAAUCGAUAAAAUAAAAAAUAAAUUAAUAACAGUUGAAAAUCAAUGGUCUGAUGUUCGACAUUUAUUAUUAAAUGAUUUAAAAGAUAAAGAUGAAUCAUUAAUAUGUUUACAAAAUGAUUAUGAAAAACAUAAAUCAACAAUAUCAAAAAAUGAUCAUUCAAGAACAUUUUUUACUAAACAAAUACCUGAAAUUGUUAAAAAUACAAAUAAACAAAAAGAAGAAUUAAAUAAAAUAAUUAUUGAAACACAUGUUUUACAAAAAGAUUUAAAUCGACUUACGGAAAAACUUGAUCGAACAUUUCAUGUUACUGAUAGUCAAUUAUUUAAAGUAAAAUAUAUUUUAUCAUAA
Messenger RNA from Rotaria sordida, 555 nucleotides. NCBI's taxonomy places the organism in Eukaryota, Metazoa, Rotifera, Eurotatoria, Philodinida, Philodinidae. The record is from the annotation of a GenBank genome assembly.